This is a messenger RNA of Recurvomyces mirabilis, 960 nucleotides long. RefSeq lists its product as uncharacterized. The record is from RefSeq and is a predicted model, not a curated record. Bases 1 to 960 code for a protein of 319 amino acids. NCBI's taxonomy places the organism in Eukaryota, Fungi, Ascomycota, Dothideomycetes, Mycosphaerellales, Teratosphaeriaceae. The transcript has 2 exons.
AUGGCAAUGUCAAAUCAGCGGCGUCGACCAGAGACGUUGCUUGCGAUCCUGCUGCUCGACUAUGCCGAGACUAUUCGCAAUGUGCAUCCCAGUCGAAUCACGACUUCGGUCCACUAUCAAGGGGCGAUAGCACUGCUAGAGCAGUACGAAUGCGAAUCAUCGAAGACUGGCAAAGCUCACCCAUUGGCUUCUGCUGCCAUACAUCGAGCAUUCUUCAACGCCUUGCACAAACUUCCAAGUCCGGAGACGCCUGUGAGAGAUGGAACGGCUAUCACGCCUACCGGAGCACUGAACCCGGUACUGCUCAUGGAUGAUGUUAUCGGGCGGACCCUGGCCUUUUGCCGCUCGACCCAGUCGAAUGAGGAGUAUGUAGAUCGCACAAAUGACAUUAUCCAACUAGGACAAAUUCUCGGGUCAUGGUACCUUACGAUACCUGCGAGCUGGACCGUCGUUUCUAAACAGGUACCGACAACGACUCGCUCGGACGUGCCAUAUGAUCACUAUCCAUCCCUCGACAUAGCCUCUCUUUUUUGUCAAGGCUACUGCGCUCGCAUACUUAUCAAUGAGCUCGAAAGACGUGCGAGCGUUCCGGCCGUGGCCGAGCGAGCAAGUACAGCUACUCUGGUGAACCGGAUCUUCGCGUCCGUACCAUUUCUGCUCGGUGUGGCCAAGCGCUCGAGAGACACAGGACCACGAUUCUGCUCGACCAUGCAGACGUGGACAGCACCUGCGCCGCUCAAGUGGUGUGAAGAAGAGUUCGUGGGCGAAUUCCUUGGGUUGUGGCACAUCAUUAACAUACUCCGCUUCCUGGACCAUAUCUUGAGUAACAGUAUACCAGGCAUCCCACGAGUGGAAGCAUGUCCGAGAACAGCUCGUGCGGUCAAGGAUCAACUGCAAGCCGUGAAGUCUCGUUUUAGACUGGUCGAUCCUUUGAGUCUCCCGAAUUUCGUCAGGCCUUAA